Messenger RNA from Cylicostephanus goldi, 327 nucleotides. The record is from the annotation of a GenBank genome assembly. Lineage: Eukaryota; Metazoa; Nematoda; Chromadorea; Rhabditida; Strongylidae.
AUGGGAAGAUUUGGAGCAUGUUGCGUUAUCGAUGAUUUCCCUCGUGAAACCAUGAAGACGAUGAUUCCUUUACCCAAAAUCAAGCAGAAAGCUGUACUGGUGAUUCUAAGAAAAACAAUUGCUCAAGCUGACAUCGACGAGGAUCUUGAGUCUCUUAUGCUGCUGAAGCACAAACUCGAGGACUUCGCCACAUAUCGAAACUUCGUAAUUCUUCGUUAUGAGAUGCAUGAAAAUGCUACGUUUUACGAGAUCAUGAGAAAGAAGAAUGUGGUGGAGCUAUCGACAACGCUCAAGUGGAUACAACAGGUGAUCAAUACGGAUUACUGA